This is a messenger RNA of Eruca vesicaria subsp. sativa (arugula), 582 nucleotides long. NCBI's taxonomy places the organism in Eukaryota, Viridiplantae, Streptophyta, Magnoliopsida, Brassicales, Brassicaceae. The record is from the annotation of a GenBank genome assembly.
AUUAAUACUUAUUCCCUUUUAGAAGGUAGAUUAUCUCACGAAACUUUAGCAUUCCCAUAUAGAAAACAUACAUAUCCAUGUGACCAUGUCUAAGGUUCUCGAGCCCCUAGAUGAAGCAAAAGUAGAAGAACAGAAACCCAUAAACCAAGAAGAAGAAGAAGUGUUGUUAGGAUCUCUGUGUACACCAACUUCAAGUGAUCACAAGAUUCCUGAGCUGGAGACUUGUCCUCCCGCGCCAAGAAAGCGACCCCGUGAGAUUCCUCUCACAAAGAUGAAAAGGUUGUCCAAAGAUCUUCGUUUCUUUGAAGCCACCGACGUGGGGAGCCACGAGGUAGAGACUUUCUUUGUUCAUAACCCUAACCAUGUCCGUAAGAAACGGAGGAGUAAUAGCGCCUGAAUCUUUGAUAUGAUUCUUUUGAACUUGUUUCUUCUUCGCUUAGACAUCAUUUUCGGUAACUUUGUAUUACCUACAAGGCUACAACUUUCACUCCGUUUGUGUACAUAACUUCUGUAUAUAUCGACCUUGUUUAUUAUGUCUUUUACAAUUUGAUGCUCGUGUCUUUCCAGAUAUUAUAAUCGAUC